CUCUCUCAAACCACUACCAUCUCCAAUCCAUUUGUUUCCGCCGGUUACUCUGGUCCCUUCUGAGCAUUGCAAUUAGCACAGACAGCAAGAACAACACUUACAGCACUUACUGCAAUCGCUCGCAAUAUGUCUGCAAGGAAAUCCACUACGAAAUCGGCUGCUAAGAAGAGCAGGGCCUCUCCCACCCACCCAUCUUGGGUAGAUAUGAUCAAGGAGUGCAUUACCGCCAAUCCCGAUGACGCUCGCUGGUGGCGUCUCCCGUCCCCAGAUCAAGAAGAAAAAUACAACCUCACCAUGGACAACGCUCAACUGAAUCAUUUGAGCAAGGCCAUCGCCACUGGCGCCGACAAGGGGACUUUUGUCCUCCCCAAGGGACCUUCUGGUCGGGUGAAAUUGCCUCCAAAGACCUCAAGGGCCACUGACACUUCAGCAUCCAAGGAGAACAAGCCCGCGAAGGCUGCACCCAAGGCGGCUACUAAGCCAGCCGCUAAGGCACGUCCCGCCAAGACUGCCACUACGAAGGCUACCACCGCAAAGUCUAGUACGGCCAAGAAGCCAGCUGUGAAAGCGAAGGCCGCACCAACUGUCAAGGCCGCCGCCGCCAAGAAACCUGCCACUCAAACUGCCACCAAGUCUUCAGCGACGAAAUCAGCAACUUCCACCAAGGCAAAGGCAGUUCCUGCAAAAAAGACGAUGGCAGGCAAGAAACCUACCCCUGUCAAGAAGGUUACCUCAGCAUCUAAGCGUGGCACCGUGAAGAAGGCUGUGACUGGAACGAGCGCGCCUGCGAAAGCAAAGACUGCAGCCACCAAGAAGACAAAUGUAAAGAAACCCGCAGUCAAAGCAACGGCCUCGACAACGAACAAGAAGAAGGUAUGGACCUAACCCAAAUGUGCUGUGAUUGUCGUGGCUUGACUACUUGUCUAUCCAGACCGCCAAGAAAUAGGUGACUCCCCAUCCGCCAUCGAUGAUAUACUUGUUCUCCUGAUCUCACGGUACACUAAGGUGUAGAACCUAGUCUAUGGCUACGCUACCUACUCCAUGCACUUUUCCUCGCGCCUCUGAUUGCACAUUUCUUAUUUCUCGUAUUUGAUUUGUAUUGUAAUUUAUUGGGUCCUACUACUGCCCGCCUCUCGAUUACCAAAUCAUCAAUUUUCGUGUGGGCCUGUUGUCGAUUUAAA
Suillus fuscotomentosus is the source of this 1181-nucleotide messenger RNA. RefSeq lists its product as uncharacterized. Gene Ontology annotation, molecular function: DNA binding; structural constituent of chromatin. The record is from RefSeq and is a predicted model, not a curated record. Gene Ontology annotation, biological process: nucleosome assembly. Gene Ontology annotation, cellular component: nucleosome. The coding region runs from base 127 to 885 and encodes 252 amino acids. The transcript is spliced from 6 exons. NCBI's taxonomy places the organism in Eukaryota, Fungi, Basidiomycota, Agaricomycetes, Boletales, Suillaceae.